AUGGUCUACGCUAAAGCAGUAGAAAAGUUGCAAUCCGCCGUCUUGACUAUGGAAGAAGAAAUAUCGUUUUCACCAAAUUGGAAAGAUCUGGAAGAAGCAUGUGAACUCAUCAAGCAUACAGAAAGAAAAUUUCCAUUCUCGGAUGUCCAUCACAACAACUGGCUUGAGAAACUAUACGAAUGGAAGGAAAAAAUCGAACAGCAAUCAGUAUCAUCCAAUCGAUCGCAGGGCAGCAUCAACAGUUAUACCACCGCACAACGUGGCGAUGAGUUCAGAGUCAAGAUCGAAAAGAAAAAAUUAGCAAAAUUCAAUGGCGAUCCCAUCGACUAUUAUAAAUUUCGACAUGACAUACUACAUUAUAUCAUCAAAAAUCCACAAAUUCAAGGACGAUUAAACAAGUUAACCGAAAUCCAAGAUCUGCUGCCUAAUCAUCACCGGUAUUUGUUGAACAGAGUAAUUCGUAACGAAGCAGGCAUUGAAGAUGCAUUGAAAAAGCUCGAUGAUUUUUACGCAUCGGAACAUCAAAUCAUUCCAGCAUUAAAAAAUAAAAUCAAAUUGUUACCGCAUUUGUCACAGAGAGCAACCGUCAAUGAUUGGACGACCUGGCUGGAAACAGUGGUAAUAAUUCGUGAUACAUUAGCCGCAUCCAAUCUGCUACAUGAAGAUUACAAUAUGACGACGUAUAUAUUGUACAAGGUAGAUGAUGUAUAUCAACAACAAAUCGAUGGUGACCACAAAAUAAAACUAGCACAGCUAGAAGAAUUUCUCGAACGCGGUGCGGCGAGAAAAGCAGCCAUAAGUGGCCGGCUCGACGAAAAUCCAUGGACGACGGCUGAUAAGCCUCGAUCGAUGAUCAGACGUCCCAUCAACAAUGUGAUGAUGACAACCAACAACAAGUGUUUCUUUCAAGAUGGUGAUCAUAAAACUGACGAAUGUAAACUAUCUGGUGAUGCCCGACGGCAGUUCUUGUUUACAAAUCGACUAUGCUUUGGUUGCGGUGAAAGUGGACAUAAUGGCCGGGAGUGUCCAAAAAUACUGAAGUGCAAUCACUGCCAGCGAAGACAUGCGUCACAGUUUUGUUUUCGACAUAAUCAACCAAGUGUGUUAACGCCAACCAUGCCAACAUCAUCGAACGCUAAUAAUGAAGCUUCAGAAAGCUCAAGUCAACCGACGUUAUUGAUACCAGCUGGCCGAAGUCUUCAUAAAACAUUGACUACCACAAUUAAUGGACGAAAAAUACGAGUUGUGUUUGACGAUGGAGCCGGGACCUCGUUCAUCUCUUCCAAGGUGGCACACGAAUGGAAUCUUGUUGCAUCCAGAGCUGAACCAAUUUUCAUGGACACCUUAAGCAACGCUAAACCAACUGCCACUGGUCAUCAAAUGGUACAUAUAGAGAUGCCAACGUGGGGCGGACAACACGAGAAUCUCGGGUUUCGACUGAACGAUAAAUUGGACCAAUUGCAGUUUCAUUGUAUUCCUAUCGACGUGCAAAAACAGCUACGACAACAAGGUAUUGAUUUCCAAGACGAACAACGUCCGGUUGACAUGUUAAUUGGACUUGACAACAUCAACAAGAUUCAGCUUCCAGAUGAACGACGAGUAAUGCAUGACGUUAUCGCUAAACGUACGACAAUGGGUUGGGUAGUCUUUGGGGUGACCAAUCGAACGAAUGUACUGUUGAGCUACGAUCAAUCGUUAUCGGUGGAACCGGCACUGGAUGUGGACAUCGAGGAUGAAGACAAAGAAGCCAUGGAAAAAUUCCUGGAAAACUAUUGUACCGGCGAUAGUGUCAAGUACGACCAACAAGAAAAAAGAUAUUCAGUAAAAUUGCCGUUUAUCCCAAAUGUGAAAGUUCAACCAAAUUUCGAUGCGGCCAAGAAACAGUUGUGGAGCAUGGUAAAACACAUGACAAACGAAAGACGAACCGGAUAUCAAGAAUUGAUAGACGAUUUGGUCCAAAAUAAAAUUGUUGAACAAGUGGCAAUCAACCCCGAUGACGGAUACCAUAUGCCACAUUUUGUGGUCACACGCAAUGAUAAAAACACCACGAAAAUGCGAAUCGUAUUUAAUGCCUCGAACGGAACACAACCACUUAACAAGGCCAUUUUCAAAGGCGUGACAGCUUGGUAUAUCAUCCGCUCAUUGUUGUUCUUCCGCUUGCAGACCAUGGCAGUGAUCAGUGACAUAAAAUCUGCCUUUCACAACAUCGCAAUACAACCUGAACAUAAAAAGUUUGUCAAGUUUUUAUGGAUCGAUAAUGACGAAAACACGGUUUGUUACCAGUUCAAUCGGCUGCCGUUCGGCCUUUCUUCAAGUCCGUUCAUUUUAUACGCAGUGGUGAUGCAUCAUCUAAAACAGUAUCGAUCCAAAUAUCCUCAAACGGUGAACGCGAUAAUUAAUGGACUGUAUGUCGAUGACCUGAUAUUUUCCGCCAACAAUCAACGCGAAGUUGAACAGAUAAAAUGUGAUAGCCAGAUGAUCUUUGCUGAAGCAUCAAUGAUGUUGAGGAAGUGGCGGUCAUCGGACAAAGCCCUUAAUGAUCGUUGGGGUGAUGGACUUGCCGAAACCAAGGUCUUAGGCGUAGAAUGGACCGAGGAUGAUCAAAUGCGGGUGUUGAUUCCCGAAUUUACUGAUGGCGGAAACAUCACAAAACGGGCUUUGUUAAAGUAUCACGCAUCGAUUUACGACCCAUUCGGAUUUGUGUUGGCAACGACCUUGAAGCUGAAAAUGAUGAUACAUGAAUCAUGGAAAUUGGGCUACGAAUGGGAUGAUCCCUUAAGUCCAGAUCUACAGAAGAAAGCUCGGAAAAUUAUUCACGAAAUCAAAGAAUUGGAUCAAUUCAGUUUUCGUCGGAUAUUUGACAAGUCAGUAGAAGAAUUCGAUUUAAUGGUGUUUGUCGAUGCAAGUCAACAUGCAAUUGGUAUCGCAAGCUAUCUAACAAAUGGUCAGCAGCUAACGUUAAUCUAUGCCAAAUCCAAAUUGAUCAAACCACGAAAGAUUGUAAGUGCUGAGCUCUUGGCGUUGUCGGCCGGUGCCAAUACAGCCAAAACAUUGGGAGAUCUCGUGAAUGCUCGACACAUAAUAUUGUUCUCUGAUUCCAUGGAUAACGUAAAACGUUUAGAAGAAGACAUGAACAAAUAUCCGUAUCCUGUGGCCGUCCAUUUGUUCAACAUAAAAUCAAAAAUCAGUGAUAUUCGACACAUACGAGGAGAAAUCAAUCCUGCUGAUGCAUUCACUAGAGGAGUGACGGUUGACGAAUUGAAGAAGUUACAUCGAUUAAAUUAUCACGAUAUUAUUGAACUACAAGAUGUGGUAGUUGGUGUUGGUUUGACGGUGAACGGUUCCUCGGAAAAAUAUGAUAUUUCUAAAUUUGAUCUUGAUAGCAAACGACCUUAUAACCAAUGGAUCGAGCUUGUGCAACAACAAUCUGACGAUUGGAAAAAAUCCAUCGAUGAAACUAUGAAUGAAUUGACCAUAUUAAUCAAAAUUAAUCAACGAAGGUUCCUGGAUGACCAUUUCGACAAACACAUUCCAACAUUUUGUGAUGAUCAAGGCCUGGUACGAUGUUUGACACGACUGGAGAAUUCAGAUUUGAGUUACGACGAAAAAUACCCGAUUGCUUUGCCGACAUGUGAAUUUACGUUAGCAUUGAUGGAACGUACACAUGAAAAUGAUGAACAUGGUUCGGUGAAUUAUACAUUGGCCAAUUUUCGAAUGAAGUAUUUCACACCACGCGCACGACAACAAUUCAUAAAAAUCAAAAAACCGAUGCUCUAA
Messenger RNA from Dermatophagoides farinae (American house dust mite), 3777 nucleotides. The record is from RefSeq and is a predicted model, not a curated record. NCBI's taxonomy places the organism in Eukaryota, Metazoa, Arthropoda, Arachnida, Sarcoptiformes, Pyroglyphidae.